AUGUUCUCUUCAGCUUUUGAUCUUUAUGCUGCCAUGGUUGCUCCUGGGUCCAUUAUUCUUCGUUAUACAGCAACAUCGCAAGCAAAUACAGACCCAGAUCUUCAGCUGGAUAAUAAUGAUUCUGCUGAUGCUGCUUCUUACAAACUGAGUCAUAUCAAGGGCAUUGUUUCUCAAUUAUCUGUGUAUAGAAAGAAUGUCUGCAUGUGGAUGAUAAAUGAUUUGUAUCAGAUUGCCCUUGCGAAAGCACCCUCAAUCUCGUCUUUUAACAGCUCAAAAAGAAAAGACUCAGAACCUGCCAUAUAUUCGACUUUGAACCCCUCCUUAAACCCUCUAUUUUGGAUCGACUGCUACCAUCAUCACAGCCUUUACCCGUUUCUUUCUGACCAUCAAAUAACGCUCGCACCUGAUGCCAAAACUCAACAAGCAUCAAUAAAGCCAGCAGAUGGAGCAAUAUACGUCUUUGUUACGUUCGCUGUCACCUUCACUUUCUCUUCUUCGCACCUUUUUCUGUCCAUACGAACUAUUUUUUCUCGGUUACCUUCAAUAAUGUUAUCCAAGCGUUACGCACCGUCUUCGGACACAAGCGACAACGAUGUUUUUAUAGGAGAGGAAUUAGAGAUGAAACGCUUAAUUGAUGAUAUUACGGAGAGGAGUAGCCAACGAAAAGAAAUCAAUGGCACCAACAUACAUGGAUUGAGACUCGCUCAAAAAGAAGUUGCUUCCUUUGCAGAAGAUGAUGAACGUUUGAUGGUUGAAUGCGCAAAAACGGAAAAAAUCCCUACGAAAGCAUUAGCGAAAAAGAAGCAGAAAGAUAAUAUACAAAUAUUGAAGAUUUUAAUUCACUUUAUGAACGAUAAGGAUGAAGUAUACAAUAUUGCAAACCAGAAAUAAUUAGAAACUACAUAAACUCUAAUAUAUGAGUACCGUGAAUUAAGUGUUGUGUUUAGUUGACAGCAUCAUAUGAGAUGUGGAGACCUCGUAUACAAAUUAUACAAGAUCCUCACACCUCAUUACUGCUGAAAUAAAUAUAAAGUAGAGUAGGAAACGAAUACAGAAUAAGUGAUGAUUCUUAUACGAGAUUAGCUACCUCGUAUAAGGCUGA
This is a messenger RNA of Mycotypha africana, 1102 nucleotides long. RefSeq lists its product as uncharacterized. NCBI's taxonomy places the organism in Eukaryota, Fungi, Mucoromycota, Mucoromycetes, Mucorales, Mycotyphaceae. The record is from RefSeq and is a predicted model, not a curated record. The transcript is spliced from 5 exons. Bases 1 to 891 code for a protein of 296 amino acids.